AUGACAGCUGAUUUAUUAAAAUUGUGCGAUCCAACUGCUUAUUAUAAUCAGUUCCUAUCGGAAGCAAUUUAUCCAGAUGGUCGGUCAAUUAAUUCUUUUCGGCCGAUACUACUACGGAUGGGUGUUAACGAAAGAUCGGCAGGUUCUAGUUUUGCUCGACAAGGUGGCGCAACUGUCACAUGCAAUAUUGAGGCAUUAUUAGCACCUGUUUCGGAUGCUUCAAUUAUUGUGCCUGUUAUACAGGCUGCUCCAAAUAUACCAAAAAAUUUGGUCGAGGAUGCAAUGGUUAUGGUCAAUCAGCUUGUGGUACAAAACGCUUUUUGUACAAAAGAUGCAUUGAAAACGGCUGGUGGACGGCUAACAUGGCUCCUCAAUUUACAUAUUAUGAUUUUAAAUGUUGAUGGGGCUAUAUGUGAUGCUCUUUGUACAUGUAUAGCUGGAGCACUGGUUGAUCUGCGGCUUCCUGAUGCUUUUACUGAUUAUGAAGAGGAUAUCCCUAUCGAUAUCAAUAAAGUUAAACUCAGUGAGACAUUUCAUCACAUCAAAGUUGCAGAUAUUCCUGUUUCAUCGACAUUUAUUGUUUAUAAACCACCAAAUGAAGAGGUAAAAAUUCUUUGUGACCCAGUAUCAGAAUUGUUUCAAAUAGCUCCGAAUACAGUGAUGAUAGUUGUUGGAAAUAAUUCUCGAAUCCAUCGGAUUAAUCAAUCAGGCAUAUGCGGUGAUGAAAUCACCAUGCAGCAUAUGGUUGAGAUGGCUAUUAGACGGCAGAAAGUAGUAGCUGAAUCGAUGCUCAAAGCUAAAGAAGCUCAUUUAAUGAAAGGAAGAGAAUAG
This is a messenger RNA of Brugia malayi, 831 nucleotides long. RefSeq lists its product as uncharacterized. The record is from RefSeq and is a predicted model, not a curated record. The transcript is spliced from 5 exons. NCBI's taxonomy places the organism in Eukaryota, Metazoa, Nematoda, Chromadorea, Rhabditida, Onchocercidae. The coding region runs from base 1 to 831 and encodes 276 amino acids. Gene Ontology annotation, cellular component: cytoplasmic exosome (RNase complex); nuclear exosome (RNase complex). Gene Ontology annotation, biological process: U1 snRNA 3'-end processing; nuclear polyadenylation-dependent mRNA catabolic process; U5 snRNA 3'-end processing.